AUGAGCUUUUGUAACAGCGCCCGGCGAUGCAGCAACCCGGCCGAGACUGUGCAAGACCCUGAUAUGAAUGGAAUUGGGGUCAUAUUAUCCUUUGUCAUCACGGCGGCUAUAUCAGUGUUUGUAGCCAUAAUGGCUGUGGUGAAGCGUGGGAUACCCAAACAACAAUACAUGCGUGUCGAUGAAAAAGUUCUCUACUGGAUCGGUGUCAGGAAACCGGCCAGCGAUGCGCCCAGCAAUCUUGGAUACCAAUCCCUUCUCCUCGCGUUGAGCGAUCAGAUGUUGGCUAUUGGUCUUUGUUAUCUCAUCGCCAUGUAUGCCCAGGUUUGCAAGGUCUCCUUAUACUCUUUCUAUAUCGGGGCCCAGCUGGGAUAUUUAUCGUCCAGUGUUCAUUUGUGCACCCUUCUGGUUCUCAAGUCAUAUUUCAAAAAGCAUCCUAAGCAGGCCAUCUUGAGAGGUGCUCUGAUGAUGUUGUUCAUGGGGCUUCUUGCAGCGACUCUUACACUCGAGUUCAUUACGCUGUCUGAGCCACGCGAUAGAUUGUUCAUUUGUGGACUACAUAAUCCCACACGGCCUCGUUUGGCGCUGUUGGUGCCUAGGUCUUUUGGAGUAGCUGUGUUAUUGAUAUUUGUCUAUUGGAACGCAUUCAGGUCAAUCAAACUGGACGUCUCACUUAGUUACAGCGUCGAGAACAGAGCGUUGAACGAUAUAGUACUGCGGUGGAUCUACUCGGGCCACCAAGGGCAGGCAGAUCUCCAGAACUACUUCGAACGUAGGGGGGACAAGAUUCAGCGUGACAACCGAAAGAGUGCCACAAUAUUAGAGCACCAAGCCAAGUUUUGGAAAGCCUUGAGCAUCGUUGUACCGCCAGUCGCCGGGGAAAUGUUUGGCUCGGUUCUAUCCGAACUCCUGAUUGCCAUCUGUUCGUUUUGCGUAGCCAUAUACACGUUGGUCGUUGGUCUCUUUUACCAAGGUGUCGAUACCCAAGAGCUUCUCACUGCAAGCUUUGGUCAGAUUUUGCCCAUGCUCCUACUAAUCGUUAUCGCCUUGACUGCUAUGGAGGUCGGCACUGUCAAGAACUUUCGGGGAAUAGAGAUCGAAAAGGAGAUAAAGAAACAUCCUGCAUCGAUACAUGCUCCUCCAGUACUCGAGGGCUCUGCUGCCUCGUCGAGCCGAGCCAUAUCCCAGGGGACACAAAGGAAUUUGACAAACAUUGCAGAAGGGGUUCCACCAAAGACUUACGGAAACUCUUUGAUGCCCAUGGCUUCAGCAUCGUACAGCCAGCCAGACCUCUCAGACAAUGCCGGUUUUGGCUCAAGGGUCGAUUCAAUGACCCGGUGGAUGACCCCACGAAGGACAAAUACACUUGAGAUUGAAGAAGGUCAAACAUUUCUCUUCCCUUCUCAAGAGUCAACAGCAGAUGUUCUUGACGUAGCUCUCACGAAUGCUAAAGCGGCUACAUAUACUGCCAUCUGUGUCAUCCUUUUCUUCGUCGCUGGGUUUAUUGUGCUGGUCUUUUUCUUCUAUGAGUUUGCUGUGCCAGCUGCGGCUGGCUUAGUCUUUAUUGGUUUUAUUAUCGAUCUUUUUUGGUCAAUACGAGGGGUCAACAAGGUCAAACGAGAGAGAAUUGAGAAGGAAACACGAAUAUGA
This is a messenger RNA of Fusarium poae, 1647 nucleotides long. RefSeq lists its product as uncharacterized. The transcript has 4 exons. The record is from RefSeq and is a predicted model, not a curated record. Bases 1 to 1647 code for a protein of 548 amino acids. NCBI's taxonomy places the organism in Eukaryota, Fungi, Ascomycota, Sordariomycetes, Hypocreales, Nectriaceae.